This is a messenger RNA of Orbilia oligospora ATCC 24927, 372 nucleotides long. RefSeq lists its product as uncharacterized. The record is from RefSeq and is a predicted model, not a curated record. The coding region runs from base 1 to 372 and encodes 123 amino acids. NCBI's taxonomy places the organism in Eukaryota, Fungi, Ascomycota, Orbiliomycetes, Orbiliales, Orbiliaceae. The transcript has 2 exons.
AUGUCGGCCACCGAAAAUCAAGAAUUCAUCAGUGGAGGUGGUGUUAGAUGGAUCCUUACGGGCGAAGAGCGUGCAAGCAUCACUAGUGCUCUCGGAAUCGAAGCACACAUAAUCGAUCACGUCAGAGGAAACGUUAUGACCAGAGAACGUUCAGUCUGUUCCGGAUGUGGGAAGCACUCCGGCUUGGAUGACUUGGUUCAUAAUGCCAUAAUGGCCGGAGUCCAUGAUGGAGCUUUUAUCCUCAAGGUUCUGGUUGAUGGACCGCAAUCCCGAAGUCCUGCUCAUGGGUUACAGUGCUCCCAUUGUAGCGAAAAUUUCGAUGGGGUUUAUGACUGGCAUUAUAUUCCUGUUGGUCAUGAAGAGGAUCAUUGA